Austrofundulus limnaeus is the source of this 6322-nucleotide messenger RNA. It is a transcript of the gene ric1, whose product is annotated as RIC1 homolog, RAB6A GEF complex partner 1. Gene Ontology annotation, molecular function: protein binding. Gene Ontology annotation, cellular component: cytosol; Golgi membrane; Ric1-Rgp1 guanyl-nucleotide exchange factor complex. The record is from RefSeq and is a predicted model, not a curated record. Gene Ontology annotation, biological process: intracellular protein transport; retrograde transport, endosome to Golgi. Lineage: Eukaryota; Metazoa; Chordata; Actinopteri; Cyprinodontiformes; Rivulidae.
GAGAAAGAGCCGCUCAUGAGUCGCCUGGAUUAAAAAGGACAAACUGUUUGAGGAGGAUCGGGCACUGCCGCACUGUUCGGAGUGUCGAGGAGAAGGGAGUUUGCCAUCAUGUAUUUUCUAACCGGCUGGCCCCGGAGGCUGCUUUGUCCACUGAGGAGUGCAGAGGAGCCCUUCCACAUCCAGCCCAGCUCCCAGAGGUUUUACUUCGCCCUGUUGUCAGAGACGCAACUCAGCAUCUGGUUCAGUCGACCCAGUGUUUUGAUAGUCAGCUACAUUGAGUCUGCGAAGGCGGCGACCCAGUUUGGCUUUUACCAGAGGGCAGAAUGGAAACCAGACGACUCCAUGGUGGCUGUGGCUACUGCCAAAGGCUACAUCCUCCUGUUUGAUGUACUUGGUGGAAGAGAUGAAAAGUACCUCUAUGAGCCUGUGUAUCCAAAAGGGAGCCCUCGCGUGAAGGUGACCCCGGGUUAUAAGGAGGAGCAUUGCGCCCCCGCCCUCUCUUUGGAGAUGAAGAAGCCCGUAGAUCUGGAGACGCCGAUCACCAGUCUGCAGUCCCUCCAGGAGGACCUGUUGGUUUGUACUGCAGACGGAUAUCUCCACGUGCUGCACUGGGACGGGCUCGGCAGCAAUGGCCACAAGGCCAUCUGCCUCACUACAAUCCCCUUUUCAUUAGACCUGCAGUCCGCUCGAGGUGGUCCCUCUCUGGACCUGGAGGGGGUCUAUAUUCACUGCAUGGAGUACUGCGUGACUCUGGACGGCUUCGCUGUAGUUCUCAGCGAUGGACGCUUGGGUUUCAUCACACCACUGAGUAAUACCAUCACAGCAGAUCAGCUGCAGGGAGUCUGGGCUGCAGACGUGUCAGACGGCACCUGUGUGGCUGUCAACAACAAGUACAGACUGAUGGCUUUUGGCUGCUCCAGUGGCUCGGUGCUGGUGUACAUGAUCGACACCACGACAGGAUCCAUGCAGCUCUCCCACAGGCUGGAGCUCACGCCAAAACACUACCCAGACAUCUACAACAAGACGGGCCCUGUGAAGCUAAUCCGCUGGUCACCUGACUACAGCGUCAUCAUGGUCACCUGGGAGUGUGGCGGCCUCUCGCUGUGGAGCGUCUUCGGAGCACAUCUCAUCUGCACUCUGGGAGAGGACUUUGCGUAUCAAUCGGAUGGUACGAAGAAAGAUCCACUUAAAAUCAGCUCUAUGAGCUGGGGGGCCGAGGGCUAUCAUCUGUGGGUGCUCCCUCACAGACAGGAGAGGCGGAUACAGGAGGAGCAGCAGGACGAGGAGAUGAUUUCGCCUCCCCACGCCUCUCUGCAGGCGGGCAUACUGCAGUUCCACUUCAUUAAGAGCGCCCUCACAGUCAACCCUUGCACGAGCAACCAGGAGCAGGUGUUGCUCCACGGCGAGGACCGCCUCUACCUGACCUGCGGCGAUCCCACGCAGAUGCACGGCACCUCCGACACGCGCGCACACUUGCACCCUCGCGACGGCAGCCCGCUGCAUCCACCCCACCGCCCCGACUCCCCCCUCUCUCAGGGACCCAGCACUUUACUGGGACACAAGCAUUGGCAGGUGGUCCAGAUUCACAGCACAUACCUUGAGAGCAACUGGCCUAUACGGUUUGCAGCCAUAGACUCUGCAGGCCAGUGCAUGGCUGUGGCGGGAAGGCGGGGCUUUGCACACUACUCAUUAUUCACAAGGAAGUGGAAGCUGUUCGGAAACAUCACUCAGGAACAGAACAUGACAGUGACGGGAGGUCUCGCCUGGUGGAAUGACUUUGUUGUGGUGGCAUGCUAUAAUUUUAUAGACCAGCAGGAGCAGCUGAGGCUCUAUCAACGCUCAUCCAACCUGGAUAACGCCUUUGCCUCGGUCACCAAGCUGCACUCUGACACCCUGCUGCUCAACGUCUUCAAAGACAUGAUCAUCCUGUUCCGAGCCGACUGCGCCAUCUGCCUGUACAGUAUAGAGAGGAGGAAUGAUGGCCCAAACCCAUCAGCUAAUGUGGAGCUGCUGCAGGAGGUGUCGAUGUCGCGCUACAUCCCUCACCCCGGUCUCGUGGUCUCCGUCACGCUCACGUCUGUGCGCACAGAGACCGGCAUCACUUUGAAAGCCCCGCAGCAGGCCUGCACGGCAGAGAGCAUCAUGCUGAAUCUGGCUGGCCAGUUAAUCAUGCUGCAGAGGGACCGGUCAGGACCGCAGGUACGAGAGAAGGAGACGCCUGUCGUCAACAAGAAACUGCUACCCUUCUGUCCUCCAGUCGUGCUGGCCCAGUGUGUAGAGAACGUGUGGACCACCUGUCGCUCAAACAAGAAGAAGCGUCACUUGCUGGAAGCCCUGUGGCUGUCCUGUGGAGAAGCAGGAAUGAAAGUAUGGCUUCCUCUUUUCCCCCGAGACCACCGGAAGCCCCACUCCUUCCUUUCCAGGCGCAUAAUGCUGCCCUUCCACAUCAACAUCUACCCUCUGGCUGUGCUGUUUGAGGACGCCCUGGUGCUCGGAGCGACCAACGAGACCGUGCUCUACGAUGGGCUGCAGGGGUCCUCCGAGCCACUGGAGGCACUGUUCCCCUACUGCACCGUCGAGAGGACCUCCCAGAUCUACCUCCACCACAUCCUGAGGCAGCUGCUGGUUCGCAACCUGGGCGAGCAGGCUUUAAUGCUGGCUCAGUCGUGUGCCUCCCUGCCCUACUUCCCCCACGUCUUGGAGUUGAUGGUUCAUGUGGUACUGGAAGAAGAAGCGACAUCCCGGGAACCAAUACCCGACCCCCUGCUUCCCACCGUGGCCAAGUUCAUCACAGAGUUCCCCCUCUUCCUCCAGACCAUCGUUCACUGUGCCAGAAAAACGGAGUACGCCCUGUGGAACUACCUGUUUGCAGCUGUGGGAAACCCCAAGGAUUUGUUUGAGGAGUGCCUCAUGGCUCAAGACCUGGACACAGCAGCCUCCUAUUUGAUCAUACUACAGAACAUGGAGGUUCCGGCGGUGAGCCGACAGCACGCCACUCUCCUCUUCAACACGGCGCUCGAGCAGGGAAAGUGGGACCUUUGUCGACACAUGAUCCGAUUCCUCAAAGCCAUCGGCUCAGGGGAGAUGGAGUCGCCGCCCACCACGCCAUCCACUCAGGAACCCAGCUCCACCGGAGGCUUUGAAUUCUUUAGAAACCGCAGCAUCAGCUUGUCUCAGUCAGCAGACUCCAUCACCACAGGAAAGUUCAACCUGCAGAAGACCUUCAGCAUGCCCACUGGAGCGUCCGCUAAAGGUCGGGACGGGGAGUGUGCAGAGAACAUGUACAUCGACAUGAUGCUCUGGCGCCACGCCCGCCACCUCCUGGAGCAGGUGCGCCUUCGCGACCUGGGCUGCUUCUCCGCUCAGCUGGGCUUCGAGCUCAUCGGCUGGCUGUGCCGCGAGCGAAACCGCGUGGCUCGGGUGGAUGAUUUUGUGUCGGCCUUGAAGAAACUCCACAAGGAUUUUCUCUGGCCGUUUCCCGUAAUACCUGCGGGAAGCCUCAGCUCACCACUGAAGAACCGAGGCUGCCGCCCAGUUUUGAGCACACAGCUGCUGAAGUCUCAGUCUGCAGACAGUCUGCUGAACACGUUAUUCAUGGACACGGUGCCGCCUUCAGCCACCCCCACCAACAACACCUGGAUGGACGGACUCGGACAGAGGACCAAAGACAUGGACAUGGCCUCAUCUGUCCACUCCAGCCAGCACUCACCACAGACUCAAGACGCCUUCCUGUCACUGCUCACUAACAAGGUUGAGGAGUACAGCAUCGGAUCGGCCACAGACCUGACAGAAACCAGCUCGGUGGUGGACGGUGAUUGGACGAUGGUGGAUGAGAACGUCACCCUGAGCCUGACUCAGGCUGAGCUGGAGCACAUCUCCAUGGAACUGGCCAACAAAGGCCCUCACAAGUCUCAGGUGCAGCUCAGGUAUCUCCUUCACGUGUUCAUGGAGGCAGGCUGUUUGGAGUGGUGCGUGGUGAUCGGUUUGAUCCUGCGGGAUGCCGGCGUCAUCAAGCAGAUGAUCAGCUUCCUGGACAACCCCGAGGUUCCGGCAGAAACCGUGCAGAGCGUCCGGAGCGGCCUGCUGGCUGUGGACGCCUGGGCCUCGGCAGACUGCUUGGGAUACAAACCGUUCCUGAGCCUGAUCCAGCCGCAGCUGCAGCAGUUGAUGGAGUCCACGUCCGAGCAGGUGCAGCCCGAAGCGUUCCAACCCGCCGGACAGACCUCCAAGCUCAGCGCCUCCGAGGGGCCGGGAGGAGCCGCGGCCCCUCGGGUCGAAGACGGCAGGGGAGCGGCCGCCCCUCUGGGCAUGGCCCUGCCCUCACUUGAACCUGCGGGCGGUUCUCCCCGUCCCCCUUCUGAAGACUCCCCUCCUGAACAAACCGAGGAGCAGACAGAGGAGGAGGGAGCCUACGACUGCACCUUGUCCUGAACACCGGGGGGCCUUUCCCGCACUUCAACCUGGGACCGAUCUGACGAAUCAGCAGCAGUGACUGACUGAAAAUAGACUUUGUGUGUUUAUAUGUAGACGGUACCUGUCAUCGUACGUCCUUCAGUCAGUAUUAUCCAACCUGCAGUAGAGCUCCGGUUCAGACGGUUAGGUUUCAGUCUCCUCACGUCGCACCAAAAUGUACUGUUAGGGCAAAAAAAGGGUCAGUUUUUUUACUCUUUGAGAUGUUUGCAAGCUGCAGAGCGGCAUGUUUUUUUUUUUAAUAUUCAUGUCCAGACAAAAGGUAAAGAGCGAGAGAGUCGGUUCAAAGAGUCUGUUUGAUCGUGACGCUACGUCGAGUAGCGCCUCGUUAAACAAAGCUUCAGGCGCCGGUCGUUUACAGGAGGCGCCGGAGCGCGUCUGAGCCAGCAGCGGGAGGGCGUUUCAUACUUUCAUACCUCAUGGUUUUAAUAUGUUUUGAUACCUUUUUCAAUAAAGUAACGGGGACAAAUGAGCUUAUUUUUCUACCAACUCUUGAAUUUCCCUGUGAAGAGAAAAAGAAAAAAAAACCACACACACGUUGUGAACUCUGUGAUUCUUGACAAGUCGUCUGACAUUAAUGUUGCGAGCGCAAUUUCCUACGGCUGAUCAGUACGGUUUCUUAUUAUCUCGUUUAAAUGGCUCCAACAAGCAGAAUGAGAUCAGUGUUGACCCAUUUAAGACCUAAAAUGCUACAAAAACCAAACCAUAAGACACUUUAUCCAGCUUUUAAAUACACAGUUCGACUGUGACUCCAUGUGUUACCUAAGCCACUCUCACUGUUGGACCUUAAUUCCCUUGUGAGCAGUGUUAAAAUAAGAGUGAGGCAUCCUUUUUAAAUUAACUUCUAAUUGAUCCACUCCCUCAAAUCUCAAACUGAUUUUCUGAGUUCGUGUGAUUUUCUUAAUGCUUGUGCCACGUUGUAUUCAUAAAGUAUUAACACGGAGUCUUUGAUCACUCGGAGCUGAUUUUAUUGUAUUAGUCCUCAUUAUUGUUGUUAUUUAUUGGCAUCGUAGCUGAUUUGGAGCGUGGAGAUUUAGUUUUUAUUUAAAUGGCUGAGAGCCUGCUUCCACUCGGAGUCACCGGAGUACAAUCACUACAGGUUCGCCAGACGUGUCAGUAUUAUUUUGUGCAAUGCGUUGAAAAUGUUACUCGAGCUUUGUGUUUUUAUGUUCGCCACUUUUCUCGCCGGUUUCUCGUCGUUCUAGACCAAAACGUGUUGUAUAGGUUUGUGUCGAAUAAGCUCUUUAUGAAUGAUUUGUUUCGUAGUUUUCUGUCGUUUUAAAGUACCCACCUUCUGUCCUUGUGUGAUGUAAAUUCUCCGUCUCCACUCUGAACAAAAAACAAAAACAUGCAGACACACACACACACACACACGCACCACGCUGCUCGGCUGUGAGCUUUACCUGACUUGAAAAACGGCAACCAAAGACUUUUAACGUCCAGAGGCCUUUCUGUCAAAACCACUUUGUUUAACCGAACAAAAACCCCCCCCCCCCCUGAAACGUCGACGCUCCGGACCGAUGCUGACAACACACCAGACAAUUUCCUACAGAAACAAAUAUCUUGGAUCGUUUAUGGUUUUUCUUCUCUGCAGGAUGAGGGGGUGUGGGGUCGGCUGGUCAGGUGUGUCUCAUCACGGGCCCCGCCCCUUCCUCCUCUACUUCCUGUUGUGUACAGUUUAAAAGUAUUGCCUGUUUACUCAGAGUAAAGCACCUCUGAAGCAGCAGACAUCCUGAAUGCAGUGUAAACAAACACUCUUGUACAUUUGCUUUUUCUACUCAUGUUCCAUUUCUACUUUAUUUUUUUUCCUUCCUGUACAUAAAAUAAAACAAUAAAUUAUUUUUAAAAUUAA